ACCUCGUGACGUCGCCGCCUUAGUGAGCGCGCGACUGUCAAAAUAUCAACAGUAGCAGCCAAAACUUCGCUGGGGUAGUGUGUGAAAAAAAACAGUUAACUUUUGUAUUUUCCCCUCAUUCUCUGCUCUGUGACAGAACAGCUGUUCUAUAUAUUCCUCCAAUGGGCUCUAAGGUGAUAUCUAACGCGAAGGAGUUUUAUAAUAUUCUGCGGGCUCUUCAAGGCGGGGAGCGCAAUGAUCCGUGUACAUUUGAGGAGGAUAUCCAAAUGUUAAAGACUAAUGGAGACAGAAUCCCUAUACUCAAUAUGUACUGCGGCAACCAGCCAGUCUUCAUCUGUGAAAAAGCUAAGGUUCCCAAAAUGCAUGAACCUGAAGAUGAAACACCAAACUGCACUGGUGGUGAUGAAGCUGAUGAUAAUGAUGAUUAUGUUACUGCUGACGGUGAUGCCAGUGCUCUCCAGACAGAAUUGGUACCAGAGCCGCUCACAAUCAUGAAAGCAAGGCAGCUGCUGUCUUGGUACACAUUAUCUCAAAAUGUAAAUGUUUCCGCUGUGGAGAACAACCCAGCCUUACAUCCUCUGUGGGUGCGGUGUGACAUGUCUGAUCCAGCUGGAACAACUUGGUUUGGAGCUGAAACAAUUUGCAUGGGCAACAAAGUGUCUGGUGUCAAAUUAUACUCUGUUACCUGCAAAGGCUCAACAGUUGACAAAAAAUCUCUCAUAACCUUGGAUGAGCUUAAACAAGAGCACAGGAGAAGGUGUCAUCCAUCCUCGAUGGCGAUUAAAGGCAGUGCCAGAUUCCUCUUGUUAGGCUCCACUGUUGUUGAAAACACCCUGAUUAAGUCACAGACUAGUGUGACGGUUGAUUUCAAAUGGAGCCAUGUGGAGAGUGUCCUUGAGACCCCACCCCUGUCCUCUACAGCAACACUGAAUAUCAAAGUUGCCUGUGGGGAAAUGAGGAGCCCGAUGUUUGAGAUGUACAGGGAGCUAGAGUUUCUUCAGACUCUUGCUGAUGGCUUGAGAACUGGUGAGACUGAAUGGAUGGAACCUUUGGAAAGCACAUCAGCUGUAAAUCUGACCAAGGCCUUCCUAGAAGAGCUUCAGAACACUGCAAAGACACCACAGGACCAGGCUGCAAAACCAGCUGAGGCCACAAAGCUGAAGUCUGAGAAGGACGAUCCAAUUUUCAACUCUCUCUUGGAACGAGGCGAUUUGGAUUUUGUGGAGCAGCUUUGGGUUCGGAUGAGAAAGAGUGUGAUUUCAUAUCAAGACAUCGGCGACUGCCUGAAAUUGGUCACUGAAGCUCUAAGAUACGGUGACAUCAAACCCUGGAUCCACAGAGACAGCAGCAGCUCCCUUAGCAAGCUCAUCCUGCAGUCCUACCACAAGCAGAUCGAUCAUGUGUCUCUCACAGGGCUCACCCCUGUCAACAUGCUGCUAGAGAUGGGUCUGGACAAGAUGAGAAAGGAUUACAUCAACUACCUAAUUGGUGAAGAACUGACAACGCUAAACCACUUGUGUUAUUACCUGAGCACAGACAUAGAUCUGCAGGAGCAAGUGAUCCGACUCAGGAAACUGCACCAUCUGCUGGAAAUAAUCUUGACCUGCAGCACUUUCCUGGGUUUGCCCUAUGACCGACUCUUCCUUCUCACACAAUCAAGUUUGCAGCACUACAAGACAUACCCAUAUGAUGAGAACCACGAAUUCAAACUGCAAAUUAAACCUGCGCUCAUCAGUCAUUUCUACCAGAAAGAGCACCCAGUAGUGUGGGGGGUUGAGGUGUCCAGUGGCAGCGGUGCUCGUGAGGUCAGGACAUCCUUACAGCUGAGUGACAGACCGCUGGUUGAUCACGUCAUCUUUGACACAGGUGAUAAUAAUGCACCACUCCAAAUAAAGUACUUGCCAUAUAGUUACAAGUUGCCUCUAUCCCAGUUUACAGCAGAGGUAUUUUCUUCUGUCAUUUUUCUGACUUCAGAUUACACAAAUGACACGGUGAAUGGGGGCAGCGAGGAUCCGGCCUUUUUCUCCACCAUGGUGUGCUGCGGUCUCGCCAACUUUGCAUGAACUUACACAGAGCACAACUGAACAACAAAGGAUGUGUUUAUUGUCAUUUUUGAUGCUUUCAUCAGCAGUUAACAUGUUUUUUAAAUAGAGGAAAAACUAGCCAGACAGCAGACAACCGUAGGAUCAGCUAUUAAUAUACUGUAUUUUUGUCUGACGUUUUAAAAGAACAACUUUCAGUCCUUUGUAAGUAUUUUCUGUGAUGCACAAUUGCUUCCUUUACCUCUGUUUAAUAUAGGGGUCAAAAGAAAUUUUGCCAAACAGCUCCCAGUUGUAACCAAAUGAAAACACAACGUACAGUGGACCACAGGGGUUGUUUGCAAUGGUAAUAUUCCACAGCAAUAUUGUAAAAUCCAAAAAUGUUGCAGGACUAUCCACACUGUUUGAGUGUCUUGUACUAAGUUCAUCAUUGUAGGCUAAACAGCAACUGUAUGCACAUCAAAUUGAUGAAGUCAGUAAUUUUCUUGAAAUUCAGUUCGAAUAAUGUAUUUAUGUUCACACGUGAUCCAAUAAAGAAAAGUGGCACCUACA
Acanthopagrus latus (yellowfin seabream) is the source of this 2591-nucleotide messenger RNA. It is a transcript of the gene zwilch, whose product is annotated as zwilch kinetochore protein. Gene Ontology annotation, biological process: mitotic spindle assembly checkpoint signaling; protein localization to kinetochore. The record is from RefSeq and is a predicted model, not a curated record. NCBI's taxonomy places the organism in Eukaryota, Metazoa, Chordata, Actinopteri, Spariformes, Sparidae. Gene Ontology annotation, cellular component: RZZ complex. The coding region runs from base 162 to 2063 and encodes 633 amino acids. The transcript is spliced from 17 exons.